AUCCCACCGGAAAAAUUGAACACUAGGAUCAGCUGCUAUAAUAAACCAUGUAUACGCACGCAACUACCUACGUCGGUGAUGCUUCCAAUUAAUAGGGUAUGUUUGGAACAACGCCAACUCCAUUUCCACCUCUGCUGAAACUGGAGCUCAGCCAAACAAUUUCAGCUCCACGUGGAGCUCUAUCACAAAAUGAAUUAGAGUGGUGAAGCUGGGUUCAGGCAGCUCCACACUUCACUCCAAACCCAACUCCUUGAGCUAAAUUUAGUAGUUGGAGCUCUAAAAAAAGCCCAUAGUAAGCAAAAUGAGCUUCAUAAUUCCAUAUAAACACAUGCAUAUCAGCAGCAGUCUCCUCACUGAACCAAGAAGGACACUAAAGCAGUAGUCUAGUCUCCCGGCCAAGCAAGAACCAAAAAGCAAUUAAGAUCGAACUCGAGCAAACAUGUCGUCGACUAACAACAGUUCAGGCGAGCCGCCGCCGGCGGUGCGCGUGCUGGGCGGUUGGGCGAGCCCCUUCACGAACCGCGUGGUGGUGGCGCUGAAGCUGAAGGGCGUGGAGCACGAGAUGUUGCAGGAGACGGUGGGGAAGAAGAGCGAGCUGCUGCUCCGGUCCAACCCGGUGCACAAGAAGUUCCCCGUGCUGCUCCACCACAGCAAGCCCCUCCCCGAGUCUCUCGUCAUCGUCGAGUACAUCGACGAGGUCUGGCCGGCCUCCAAUGGCGGCGCCCCGGCCAUUCUCCCUCGCGACCCCCACGGCCGCGCCGUCGAGCGGUUCUGGGCACGGUACGUCGAUGACAAGAUUCUACCAGGGCUUCGGGUUUUGAGAGGAUCGGUGGCCGGAGACAAGGACCAAACCGCAGGUGAAAUGUCCACGACUCUACAGCGUCUGGAGGAAGCAUUUGUCAAGUGCAGCCAAGGGAAGGAAUACUUCGGCGGCGACAGCAUCGGCUACCUGGAUAUCGCUCUGGGUUCGUUCCUCGGAUGGAUCAAGGCGGUGGAGAAGAUCGCCGGCGUCGAGCUCCUCAACGAAACCAAGCUUCCGAUCCUGGCUGUUUGGGCGGAUCGCUUCUGCGCGCACCCAGCCGUGGUGGACGUCGUGCCUGACGCUGAUAAAUUGGUUGAGUUCACCGUUCAAUAUGGUUCUGUGCUGAAUACUGUGAAUGUUCUUCCCAAGUGAUGGAUGGUAUGCUGCUUUGUGCCUGACGAUAAAUUGGUUUGAGUUCACCGUGCAACGUGCUUCGUGUUGCCAUUUAGUAUGGUCACUAGUGAAAGAUGAUGGUCAUUUACGUUGUUUUGUUUCGUUUCUUCGGAACUGUAGUUUCCCUUUCCGUCUGAGUCUGUAAUUUUGCUUGUAAGACUUCUCUCUGAGUCUUUUAUUACUACUUCUCUCAGUCUUUUAUUACUACUACUACUACUGAUGAUGAUGAUGAUAUUCUAAUGACCA
Molecule: messenger RNA, 1441 nt
Organism: Oryza sativa Japonica Group (Japanese rice)
Lineage: Eukaryota; Viridiplantae; Streptophyta; Magnoliopsida; Poales; Poaceae
Product: glutathione S-transferase U17
Biological process (GO): glutathione metabolic process
Cellular component (GO): cytoplasm
Molecular function (GO): glutathione transferase activity
Source: RefSeq, a predicted model, not a curated record